Fragaria vesca subsp. vesca is the source of this 605-nucleotide messenger RNA. RefSeq names its product probable 26S proteasome complex subunit sem1-2-like. Bases 117 to 335 code for a protein of 72 amino acids. NCBI's taxonomy places the organism in Eukaryota, Viridiplantae, Streptophyta, Magnoliopsida, Rosales, Rosaceae. Gene Ontology annotation, cellular component: proteasome regulatory particle, lid subcomplex; proteasome complex. Gene Ontology annotation, biological process: proteasome assembly; mRNA export from nucleus; double-strand break repair via homologous recombination. The transcript is spliced from 3 exons. The record is from RefSeq and is a predicted model, not a curated record.
GAUUCGAAACACAUAAGUAGAAGAACCUCCGCACUCUUCAAAGCUCACAAUCAAAGAAGAACAACCAAAUCCCUAGUAUCAAACUCUUCCACUUUUCUUGAACAGCUUUUGUUGAAAUGGAGAAGGAUCAGAAGGUGGUAACUGAAGACCCCAAGGUGGAUGUGUUCGAGGACGAUGACGAGUUUGAAGAGUUCAACAUCAAUCAAGAGUGGGACGACAAGGAGGAAGGAAAAGAGGCAACACAGCAAUGGGAGGAUGAUUGGGAUGAUGAUGAUGUCAAUGACGAUUUCUCUGUGCAGCUGAAGAAAGAACUUGAGAGCAACACCGGGAAGUAGUCCAAUAAUCUUGUCUGCAUUUUCACAUGUGGCCUGUAGUAAAAAGAUUGUAGUCCACUGAAAGACCAUGAUGUAGCUGGUUUGCCAUUUCUACAUUUUUUCACUUUUGUUGCACUUCAGUAUGUUAAUGAUUUUCUGGCAUAUUCCUGACGUAUUAUUUCUUGCCGAUCUAGUGUGUUCAUUUCUAAUGUUGCUAGGAAGGAACACUCUGUACUUUCAUCACUUGUUAUCUUAAGUCACUGUCUUCCUGACUUCCAUUGUCAUCUUCUC